AUGAAAAACAUUUCAAUCCGUGUUAGCACAUUCUUUUCGUACCUGUUUCAAUCAACGACUACAAUGUGCAUUCUGCUCUUCUUGGCCACGCUCGUGCUGAAGAAAGACCAGAUCAAGGCAAAUCCAACAAUAACCACAUUUGGGCAUAAAGCCAAUAACUGUUACAUGCGAUUCAGCCCAAACAUCGAUUUGACCAAAGAAUUCAACAUGAACACGAAACAAGUCUUUCUGUACGUAGUUUGCGUCACUGGAAGCAAGCACGAAAUGGUAUGGAGCAAGAUUGUGGAAGAAUCAUCCCGCAAGAAGUUGUAUGAUCUUGUACGCAACUCGUAUCGAUUUAGGAUACGUGGUGAUAUUUCAGCCUAUGAUGCAAUCUAUUUUGAGUUACGUGGCAGCGUAUUUCCUAAAAUAGGCAAAAUGGAGGACAAGUUGUAUGCGAGAUUCGCGUACAAAAAGAAAGUCGUUUACUAA
Molecule: messenger RNA, 471 nt
Organism: Enterospora canceri
Lineage: Eukaryota; Fungi; Microsporidia; Enterocytozoonidae
Source: the annotation of a GenBank genome assembly